Ornithodoros turicata is the source of this 1410-nucleotide messenger RNA. RefSeq lists its product as uncharacterized. Gene Ontology annotation, biological process: lipid catabolic process; phospholipid metabolic process; arachidonate secretion. Gene Ontology annotation, molecular function: phospholipid binding; calcium ion binding. The record is from RefSeq and is a predicted model, not a curated record. Bases 45 to 1373 code for a protein of 442 amino acids. The transcript has 4 exons. Lineage: Eukaryota; Metazoa; Arthropoda; Arachnida; Ixodida; Argasidae.
CCCCGGGUUGACAUUCUCUCCAGCCAUAUCCAGCUCCCCGGGAUAUGUCAUCAGGUGCUUUGACUGGAAUGAACAGGAUACGAGUGAGGAGUCCUUCGGGCGAAGCCGAGGUCCGCCGUCGGAAACGCAGCGUCGUCCAGCUAGCAGGCAUACUCAACUGCGUGUCCGGCUGCAAUCCGCUUCGCUACCGGGGUUAUGGAUGCUUCUGCGGCUACAGAGGCGACGGAACUCCCGUCGACCCUAUCGACAGCUGUUGCCUACAACAUGAUUGGUGCUACUCUCAGUCACCCUGUUCUAAACUCUCCAUCUACCUUCUCCCCUACGAUUGGAUCUGCAUCACCCGUGGAAUAGCGCACUGCGCGUACCCAUCGUCACUGAGCCCCCAUGCGCACUGCGGCCAGCAGCUGUGCCAAUGUGACUUGCAGUUUGCCAACUGCGUCAGCCGUUACCCGUGCCCAAACCGUCGCGUCCCUUGCCGACACACAAAGCUGUCACGCUUCCAGAACAUUCUUCACGGAAAGCGAAAACCUCUAGCCAGUCACGCCGGAGACGACAAGGACGUGUACGCAAACGGCGUUGUCGUCUCUCCUGGCGUCCCCAACGCGGACUACUCCUACUUCAAGAAACGCACGAAGACCAGACUGAAGGGACACGGCAACCACCGACAGCCGUUGCUCGUCAAGACAACACCGAGGAGCACGACAGUGUCCACAAACGAGGCGACAGACCAGGAACCUGUUGACGCUGAUCUUCAGCACAGGAUAGAGCUGACUACGCCGGGCAACGUGAGCGAAACGACAGCUACGGACAAGAUGGGGGAGCGCGUCACGACCGUUGGGUCUCAAGAAGAAAAUAUUCCAGAGGGAAGAUCGUCGAUUAACGAAUCCACACUGGUGCCCGAAGUGAUCGAUAAUGCGACUCUCGCUGCAGCCGGCAUCACCGACGAUGGUAGUGAGGGCUACGUGCAACAGCAAGCUUAUGCGACUUCCGUCAACUCUACCGAAGUGUCCGUGCCUGUUGGAAGCGCAUCCGAGAAACCUUCCACCGAUGACGUCAAUAUUACUGCUAUGUCAUCGAGUUUAGUACCGCAUGUAUUGGGUUCAACAACGCCCAUUCCUUUAAAGACAGUCAGAGACUUCACUGCGCCCCUUCCUUCGAUGACCUUCAGGCAUCGGCAACACCCUGGAUCUGAAUCGAGGCGGUCCACGGAGCUCAUGUUACAUCCCAAUUCCCAAUCUGUCCAGCGUGCUCCGCGACUUAAAAUUGAAGUGCACUUGCAACCGAAGCCCCAUCCCUAUCGCCGGCCGUAUCUGCGCUUUGAAGUGAGGCGCCGACCCAACAGACCUCGUCGCAGAUCUGGUAUCACGAUUUAAAAGUAUAGGCGACGUUGCUCAGAAAAGUCGGAAAGAA